GGCCCGCAUUCCAGGCGCAGCUCGGGUUCCAGGCCCGGUUUGCAGGGAGGCCGGUGAUCGCGGCGACGCGCUGGGGACAGCCGAGGGCGCCGCGGGCCGCUCGCGGAGGAGUCGGGCGUCGCUGCAGAGCCGUGGACGUGGCGACACCUCCCCUUGGCCCGGAGCGAACUGUCGAAGGCGCGGCCUCGCAGGCCGGACGAGGUGAACCAGGUCUCCUAACUGCCUUUGGGGGAUGACUCAUCUGCAUAACAAUUAGAUUUGAAGUCCUUAGCCCUUUGUGGUCCUUGGGACGUUUUCAGUGGAUGACUGACUGGUGUGCCCUGAGGGGCGCCCCGGGGACUGCUCGCCCUCGUUCAAGGACUGUAAGCCCACCUGCUCUUCGGAUGCCCUCCGUUCCUUUAAAGCCUUCCGUGUAGUAACGUCUUUCUUCCAGCGUACUCCUCUCGGUGCCAGAGGAAGCUUUGCACAUGAAAGUGUCGCUGGGUAACGGCGAAAUGGGCGUCUCUGCCCAUUUGCAGCCUUGCAAGACCGGAACUACGCGCUUUUUCACCAGCAAUACCCACAGCACGGUGGUAUUGCAAGGCUUUGAUCAGCUUAGGAUAGAAGGGUUGCUUUGCGACGUGACCUUGGUGCCGGGUGAUGGCGACGAAAUCUUCCCCGUUCACAGAGCCAUGAUGGCGUCUGCGAGUGAUUAUUUCAAAGCUAUGUUCACCGGUGGAAUGAAAGAGAAGGAUUUAAUGUGCAUUAAGCUUCAUGGCGUGAACAAGGUGGGUCUGAAGAAAAUCAUUGACUUUAUUUAUACUGCAAAACUUUCUCUUAAUAUGGACAAUCUUCAAGACACACUGGAGGCUGCCAGCUUCCUCCAGAUCUUACCUGUUCUGGACUUCUGUAAAGUGUUUCUUAUAUCGGGCGUCUCUUUGGAUAACUGUGUUGAGGUUGGACGGAUUGCAAACACCUACAAUCUCAUAGAAGUAGACAAGUACGUCAAUAAUUUCAUCCUGAAGAAUUUUCCAGCGUUGCUGAGUACUGGGGAGUUCCAAAAACUCCCUUUCGAACGCCUUGCUUUUGUGCUUUCUAGUAAUAGUCUUAAGCACUGUUCUGAACUUGAACUGUUCAAGGCUGCCUGCCGCUGGCUAAGGCUGGAAGACCCUCGCAUGGAUUAUGCUGCAAAAUUAAUGAAGAACAUUCGCUUUCCACUGAUGACACCACAGGACCUCAUCAAUUAUGUGCAGACGGUGGAUUUCAUGAGAACAGACAACACCUGUGUGAAUUUGCUUUUGGAGGCUAGCAAUUACCAGAUGAUGCCGUACAUGCAGCCAGUGAUGCAGUCAGACAGAACUGCCAUUCGAUCCGACUCCACUCACUUGGUGACAUUAGGAGGGGUUUUGAGGCAGCAGCUGGUUGUCAGUAAGGAAUUAAGAAUGUAUGAUGAGAGGGCACAGGAAUGGAAAUCCUUAGCCCCCAUGGAUGCUCCUCGUUACCAGCACGGCAUUGCUGUCAUUGGAAACUUUCUCUAUGUCGUCGGUGGCCAAAGUAAUUACGAUACAAAAGGAAAAACUGCCGUUGAUACUGUUUUUAGAUUUGAUCCACGAUAUAAUAAGUGGAUGCAGGUCGCCUCGUUGAAUGAAAAGCGCACCUUCUUCCACUUGAGUGCCCUCAAAGGACAUUUGUAUGCCGUCGGUGGGCGCAGUGCAGCUGGUGAACUGGCUACGGUAGAAUGCUACAACCCAAGAAUGAAUGAGUGGAGCUAUGUUGCAAAAAUGAGUGAACCUCACUAUGGCCAUGCAGGAACAGUGUAUGGAGGCCUGAUGUAUAUUUCUGGAGGAAUUACCCAUGACACUUUCCAAAAUGAGCUCAUGUGCUUUGACCCGGAUACAGACAAAUGGACACAAAAAGCUCCAAUGACUACAGUCAGAGGCCUGCAUUGCAUGUGCACAGUUGGAGACAAACUGUAUGUGAUCGGGGGCAAUCACUUCAGGGGAACAAGUGACUAUGAUGAUGUUCUCAGCUGUGAAUAUUAUUCACCGACCCUUGACCAGUGGACUCCAAUAGCUGCGAUGUUAAGAGGGCAGAGUGAUGUUGGAGUUGCCGUCUUUGAGAAUAAAAUCUAUGUGGUCGGUGGGUAUUCGUGGAAUAACCGUUGUAUGGUAGAGAUUGUCCAGAAAUAUGACCCGGAGAAAGAUGAGUGGCACAAAGUGUUUGACCUUCCAGAGUCACUUGGUGGCAUUCGAGCUUGUACCCUUACAGUUUUCCCCCCUGAAGAAAACCCUGGGUCGCCUUCUAGAGAAUCUCCUCUUUCAGCACCUUCAGAUCAUUCUUAGGACGGGGGCAUAAUGCCUUUGCAAUGCAUCAUGGAUGAUCGAAUAGUUUCCCGUCAGUUGUCUCUUACAAGGACUGGUAGCAUUACUAGAUGAAAAGGUAGCAGGUCAUUUGUGUUGUAUGGCUUAGAAUGUUUAUCAAAUGGUUGCAUUCUGAAAAUGUAUUCCACAUAGCCAGCUGUUCUAACCCAUGAAAAAAGAUGUGUAGACAAUGUUUAAAUUAGGUGUCCUUUUGUGGUGUUGUAUAAGUCAGAUCAGAAGUGUGAUUGUAGUAAGAAUUAUGUUCAUUAUGCUUGAAAGGUGAAAGUUUUCAUCCUUGACUACAGAACAUCAAAGGGAGACAGCCUGGUGUAAUCUCACACCAAAGGUUGCCAAGUGUUACUAGCUACCUCCCUCCCUCUUUAGUAGAGUUUUUUAACAUACUUGUCAUUGUACCAGAUUGUGGAUUCAGCUAUGUGGCAUUUCUUAGGAAGAUCUGAGAAAUUGCGCAUUCAAAAUAUUAACUUGAAAAAUUAGUAAAACCCUCAGGGUUUGAACUCUCGUGAACACACAUACACACACACAAUUUUAAAAUCCACUUGUCUAUCACUAUAUGUGAAAGGUCACAUUGAAAAACUCCCCACAAAUCAGCUGGUUUUGUUCAAAGGGCAAUUGAGUACCAGAGGAUAGCUACUUACAUAGUCACACUGAAUUUAGAUUGGUAAGAACUACAAGGCAUUAAAUUAGUGAACAAAUCUGUCAUUUUGCUAACUUGCUCCAUCACAUGACACUUUUGUGCUUUGCUGUUGAAGUAGUUUGUAUAUUACCUGUUUCAUGUAGAGUCACUUUGCUGUUGACGUAUAUUUGUAUAUUAUCUGUUUUAUGUAGUCACUUUUGUCAGGUUAUUUAGCAAAGUUUGCCUUCAAAGACUUGUUUGUAUUCAAUUUAGAUUUCCCUCUGUUCCACCCAUUUGUUCAGUAAUUCCAUGAUACGAAAAAAGGAAAGAAAUAAUGCAGAACAAAGUUCAAGAAUCUUAAGGUCAGUCUCUCAAUUUUGGACCCUGACUUAUGAGAUGAUUUUGUGAGUGGGACUGAUUGCCCUGGUGCUGCUCCAGUCUGCUAGCAUCCUGAAAGCUGUCUGUGGCCUGCCUCAAAGCUGUAUCUGAGCUGUCAGGAGAGAAUUCUGCCACAGAUCAGAAAAAUGUCCUUUCAGUUAUGUCUGAAGGACAGGGCCAACUUGAGAUUCCCGAAGAAGCCAGCCACAGAAAAGCUGGGAUUUUACCUUGUAAGCAGCACUGAAACAGCUCAAGCCUCUUCAGUGCCAAGAGGCUUCCUUGCUUACUGGCUGAGAACACAGGGGGAGGGAGACUCUUAAUGGGAUUGCACUAACGGAUGGAAGAAUAGGAAGAAGGCGUCUGAGUGAGGGAAGUCAUUUCCUGGAAUAGUGUAUAGGAUGAGAUACACAUCUCUCAAUAUACUUACAUCCUAUAUGCAUGCAUGUAUAUACAUACAUACAUACACAUAGAAGGGUGUAUAUCCCUAUCCAUGAGAGAUUGUCAGAGUGACAAUCCCAUACUAAAACUCAGGAACCAAGGAAAAAGAAAUUGGCUUCCAGGGAUCUGAACUUUAUGCUCAUUCAAGUGUUGAUUCAUUUUAAUGCUUUUUAAGAUGUCUUCAUUGGCAGAAAUUCUCAUACUGUCUUUUUUUAAAAACAGUUUUUUAUUCCUAAAAAUAGUACAUAUUAGUAGAGUGAGAAACUAGAAAGUAGAAAUUGCCUCAAACUUUGUGUAUUGAAUAAACAACAAAUAAUCCGAAUCAUUUCCUUGACUAUUAAGAGGUAGAAUAUUUGUGUAUCUUGAGUGGUUGUGUUUCUUCUUUGAUCAAAUGUUCAUGUCCUUUGCUCAUGUGAUACCUAUUUAGAUUUCUGUU
Messenger RNA from Echinops telfairi (small Madagascar hedgehog), 4225 nucleotides. RefSeq names its product kelch like family member 9 (gene KLHL9). Gene Ontology annotation, biological process: regulation of cytokinesis; protein ubiquitination. Gene Ontology annotation, molecular function: ubiquitin-protein transferase activity; cullin family protein binding. Gene Ontology annotation, cellular component: Cul3-RING ubiquitin ligase complex. Bases 468 to 2321 code for a protein of 617 amino acids. Lineage: Eukaryota; Metazoa; Chordata; Mammalia; Afrosoricida; Tenrecidae. The transcript has a single exon. The record is from RefSeq and is a predicted model, not a curated record.